AUGGGGGAUAUUUAAAUAAAUUAAAAUCGAGAUUUUCUCUAUUGCUUGUAUAAAAAAUACACUACCCAUUAUUAUAAGUAUGCCAACAGUAGUACUAUCACCUCUAUUAGUUUUUCACUUUUAUAUCACUUUCCUUUCAUAUUAAAGUAAGCCAAAUUUUUUGUUAUAUUUUAUACAAAGAAAUGCAGCUAAUUUUUUAAUGUUUAAACUGAAAUCAUUAUCACUGAGAAGAAGAAAGACAAUUUAUAAUUAAAUAUAGCUACUAAAUGCGCUUUUUUUUUGUAAGUUGAUGAGCGAAGUGUCCUAACAUUCAUGGUCAAUUUAAAUAUCAAUUACCAAAAGUAAAAACAAUUAAGAAAUUAAGUUAGUAAGUUUUUAAUGAUAAUAAUAAAAAAUUAGGCAAAUGAAAGAGGUGGGAAUUAAAAAGAUAUUUAAAGGUUGAUGGAUGGACAGAUAGAAAAAGAAUUAAAUGGUAAAGAAAAAAAUCAAUCAGCUAACAAAAAAAGACUAUAUGGUAAAAAGAGGUGA
Tetrahymena thermophila SB210 is the source of this 528-nucleotide messenger RNA. RefSeq names its product transmembrane protein, putative. NCBI's taxonomy places the organism in Eukaryota, Ciliophora, Oligohymenophorea, Hymenostomatida, Tetrahymenidae. The transcript has 3 exons. The record is from RefSeq and is a predicted model, not a curated record.